UAUAUUGAUAGAAAAAACAUGUAAGGGUCCCAACUCUUUGUUGAACACAGAUCUUAUUUUUUGAUGGGGAAAAUACAUAGCUUUUCGAUCAAGGGAACCCAUGCGCCGCUAGCUUCUGAGUUGUCCUACAAAGUGACGUCAUCACUCCGGCACUCUAUUGAACCGAAAUGUUGCUAAUGUGACCACACCUAUUAUUAGCGGUCUGACCUGGUGUUAGCUGGAUUAGCUGGAUUUUAGCUUUUUUAGCUGGAUUAGCCUGACAAGCUAAGACCUUCCUGAUCAUCUAAAGAAGAGGGUAAAACCAGUCUGCUAAACCAGCUUCGACCGGGCUUGGACCAGGCAACUUCUCAGACUGCAACAUAGUUCGGCCCACAUCCGGCCCACAUCUGGUACACGCGCAAUGUUGCUUUCUGGGUUUGGCUGGUUUUACUUUUUUUUCUCACCAGGGAAGUGUUGAAAAGGCUGUAAAAUAUACUCAGAUUCAAAGCAAGGAAUACAUUUAAUUACAUUUAAAAAAAUAUAAUUAUAAUUAGACAACUUUGUGCUGUUGGUGGUAAACAUUUGGUGCUCGACCCCUAAAGAGCAUUCACAACCAUAGUGCAAUCUUACACAACACACGUUGCCAAUAGUCAAACCUAUAAACUGUCACAUACAUACAGACCCCCACGUCAAUCAUUAAACUCCUCAGAUUAGGGGAUCUUCAAAAACACCCUCUUCACAACAAGUUUAAGACAACAACAAAGUAGAAAUAGUAGAAAAACAUUGGCUACAGACAACAGCAGACCUGCUGCAAAGGUAACGUUUCAGUUCAGUAGAGUACGUUUGAUUUCGGCCCAUGACACAGUUGUUUGCCGGAGAACACUCCAAAGAUCUCUGCCAGGUUGACCAUUAACCCUGCCAUUGAUUACAGCUCUUUCCCCGGACCUCACCAGCUCUUCAUAUUCCACGGAUCCACACUCGUGAGUUCAUAGCCCUCAGAUGCUCCUGGUAACUGUGUCGAGCUGAAGAAGACCCUUACUUAUCAUUUUUUAAAAUUGUGCCAACCAUGGCGAAGAGCGGAUAUGGCUACUACCGAGCUACUAUAUUCCUGGCCAUGUUUGUGGGCUACACGCUGUAUUACUUUAACCGGAAGACAUUUUCCUUCGUGAUGCCCUCUGUAAUGCAGGAGAUCCCGCUGGAUAAGGAUGAUCUGGGUCUUAUCACUAGCAGUCAGUCGCUGGCCUACGCCAUUAGCAAGUUCAUAAGCGGAGUGCUGUCCGAUCAGAUGAGCGCACGAUGGCUUUUCUCUAUUGGGCUGUUUAUGGUUGGCGGCAUCAACGUGGUUUUCUCUCAGUCCUCCUCGGUGGUGGUGUUCUCAGGCCUGUGGUUUCUGAAUGGACUGGGUCAAGGUCUAGGAUGGCCACCGUGUGCAAAAGUACUACGCAAGUGGUUUGAGCCAUCUCAGUUUGGGACCUGGUGGGCAGUGCUGUCCUGUAGUAUGAAUUUGGCUGGUGGUUUGGGGCCCAUAAUUGCCACACUGAUGGCCCAAAGCUACAGCUGGAGGUCCACGCUGUCCAUCUCCGGCCUGACCUGUGUGGUCAUGUCCUUCUUCUGUCUGCUCAUUAUCCGAAAUGAGCCCAGUGAAGUCGGCCUGCCUAAUAUUGAAGCUGGUGCAAAGAAAGGCAAAGGAGGUUCCAGCAAAAAUGAAAGCACCUUCAAAGAGUUCAUCUUUUCUCCGUAUCUGUGGGUGUUAUCGUUGGGCUAUCUGGUGGUGUUUGGGGUGAAGACUGCUUACACUGACUGGGGACAACUUUUCCUCAUCCAGGACAUGGGCCAGUCAGCACUAAUGGGCAGUUCCUUUAUGAGUGCCCUGGAGAUGGGAGGACUGCUGGGUAGUUUAGCUGCAGGAUUCCUGUCAGACAGGGCCGUUUCAAAGCAUGGAUUGCGCCUGUAUGGAAACCCUCGCCAUGGGCUCUUGCUCUCCAUGAUGGCUGGGAUGUGUGUCUCCAUGUACCUCUUCCGGACUACUGUCACAGCACACAGCUCAAAUGUCUGGAUUCUUUUGUUGGGUGCUGCUUUUGGCUUUUCCUCCUAUGGACCGAUUGCCUUGUUUGGAGUUCUAGCCAAUGAAAGCGCUCCAUCGAACUACUGUGGAACCUCUCAUGCCAUCGUUGCCCUGAUGGCAAACGUUGGCGGUUUCCUGUCAGGGUUGCCAUUUGGCACCAUUGCUAAACACUAUAGCUGGAACACAGCAUUCUGGGUAGCAGAAGUAGCCUGUACGGUCACCACAGUUGGAUACUUCCUGCUCCGAAAUAUUCGCACAAAGAUGGGAAGCUUACCUAAGAAGGAUGACUAAACCAAGUAUUUUUAGAUACGGUAUAAAGGACACAAUUUCUGAAAAUGUCUAGGAUUUAACUUGUGUGUUUAUUAACAAUGGAUGAAUUCAAUGUGGAUAUCUAUUCCCAAGAUAUUACAUUAUAUUUUUACCAAUGUACAAAAUAGGAAACCAUGUGUCCCUUUCAGAAGCACAUUGUUAUUUAUUCUGUUCAUUUUGAAAACGGAUAACAGUAUUUUACAUUGUUCAUCACUUUACUUGCAUUGCAGAACUCACUAAUUAAUCGUUUUAUAGGGCACGUUAAAGCCAAUACUUUAGUAGUUGUAAAUGACUGCCAUUAAAUCUAAUAGAAUAACAUUUAUUUCUUGUACUUUUCAUCCGUUUCAGAGCUUUAACUGGUCCUACCUCUGUAUCUCUAGUAUUACAAAAUCAUGUAAUGUGUAUGAUGAAAUACGUGACCUAACUGUAAGUUAUAUCACGUGACUGUUCAAUGCACAAUGAAAUGAGUUUAUAUAAAUAAAAGAUUUAAAUAUUCAUGA
Messenger RNA from Pimephales promelas (fathead minnow), 2853 nucleotides. NCBI's taxonomy places the organism in Eukaryota, Metazoa, Chordata, Actinopteri, Cypriniformes, Leuciscidae. The record is from RefSeq and is a predicted model, not a curated record.